ACUUCACCUGGUAUAUAUGUUAGCCGUACCAAUCCUAAUAGAGAGGUUGCAGUUUUGGUCAUUUUGUUGCCUAUAAAAAAAAAACCACACCAAGCACAUAGUUAAGCCCAAUUAUCUAUUCACUCAGCCAAUUUUAGAGGGAAAAAAAUGGGUUCUCUUUGCGCAAAUUCUAAAAACACUCUUCUUCAUGGCAAAUUCUCUGACCCUAAUUAUGUUGCAAUUUUCGACACGACGCUUCGUGAUGGAGAGCAGGCCCCUGGUGCCGCCAUGACCACUAAACAAAAAAUGGACAUUGCACGUCAGCUAGCCAAGCUUGGUGUUGAUGUCAUUGAGGCUGGUUUCCCAGCUGCUUCUGAGGCUGAUUUUGACCUUGUAAAGUUGAUCGCACAGGAAAUUGGUAAUAACGUAGAUGAAGAGGGGUACAUGCCGAUGAUUUGUGCCUUGGCAAGAUCUACUAAGAUGGAUAUUGAAAAAUCUUGGGAGGCUUUGAAGUAUGCAAAGAGACCAUUGAUUCAAACGUUUAUCGCGACGAGCGAUAUACAAAUGAAGUAUAAACUAAAUAUGAGCAGAGAAGAAGUUGUGGAGAGAGCUAGGAGCAUGGUGGCUUAUGCAAGGAGCCUUGGGUUUGAAAAUGUUAGGUUUGGCAUUGAAGAUGCUACAAGAUCUGAUAAGGAGUUUCUUUAUCAUAUUGUUGGAGAAGUUAUCAAAGCUGGUGCAACAAUCAUUUGUCUUGCUGAUACUGUUGGAUGCAAUUUGCCCAAUGAAUAUGCACAACUAAUUACAGACAUAAAAAUGAAUACUCCAGGAAUUCAACAUGUAAUUAUUGCAGUACACUGUCACAAUGAUCUUGGCCUUGCUACAGCCAACACAUUAGCUGGAAUUUGUGCAGGGGUAAGACAGAUAGACGUAGCCAUCAACGGCAUUGGUGAAAGAGCUGGAAAUGCUUCUCUAGAAGAGAUAGUAAUGGCUAUAAAAUGUCGUGGAGAGGAAGUAUUAGGUGGCCUCUAUACUGGGAUUAAUACAAAGCAUAUAUUCACCACAAGCAACAUGGUAGAGGAGUAUAGUGGGCUUAAGCUGCAGCCACAUAAGGCCAUUGUUGGCGCUAAUGCUUUUUCUCAUGAGAGUGGAAUUCAUCAGGAUGGAGUAUUAAAGAACAAAAGUACAUAUGAGUUUAUAUGUCCAGAAGAUGUUGGAUUUAUUCGUGCUAGUGAACACGGUAUUAAAUUGGGAAAACUCAGUGGACGUCAUGCGUUGAAAAUCAAAAUGCUUGUGCUUGGAUAUAAUUUUGAGGGAAAAGAACUUGAGGACCUCUUUUGGCGAUUCAAGUCAAUGGCUGCGAGUAAAAAGAAUAUAACAGAUGAUGAUUUAAGAGCACUUGUAUCAGAUGAAACUAUCCAACCUCAAAUUGCUUGACAACUUGGAGAUAGAUGAGCUUGUCACCUAUUGAUGGAAGAGCUUAUCUAAUGUUGGAGUAGCUCAGGGUUUUGUGCUACAUUAAUUGAUGUAUUAAAUUUUCUUGGAGACACUAAUGUGGAUUCAAUAUUUUAAUUUUAUGAGUCAAUUUCAAAGUGUUGAACCCCUUGUAUUUUGCUAAACCAUGAGUUUAGACCUAUUUUUGCUGUAAUUUUAAUUUUUUUUAUGAAUAAAUUUAUGUUUCGCGUUAA
Molecule: messenger RNA, 1664 nt
Organism: Solanum dulcamara
Lineage: Eukaryota; Viridiplantae; Streptophyta; Magnoliopsida; Solanales; Solanaceae
Product: 2-isopropylmalate synthase A-like
Exons: 11
Coding region: 148-1413 (421 amino acids)
Biological process (GO): L-leucine biosynthetic process
Cellular component (GO): chloroplast
Molecular function (GO): 2-isopropylmalate synthase activity
Source: RefSeq, a predicted model, not a curated record